Messenger RNA from Saccharomyces eubayanus, 1962 nucleotides. It is a transcript of the gene SKO1, whose product is annotated as Sko1p. Bases 1 to 1962 code for a protein of 653 amino acids. Lineage: Eukaryota; Fungi; Ascomycota; Saccharomycetes; Saccharomycetales; Saccharomycetaceae. The record is from RefSeq and is a predicted model, not a curated record. The transcript has a single exon. Gene Ontology annotation, biological process: regulation of transcription by RNA polymerase II. Gene Ontology annotation, molecular function: DNA-binding transcription factor activity, RNA polymerase II-specific; RNA polymerase II cis-regulatory region sequence-specific DNA binding.
AUGUCAAGUGAGGAGCGUUCAAGACAACCAAGCACCGUUUCGGCAUUUGAUUUGGAACCAAAUCCUUUUGAACAAAGCUUUGCUUCUUCCAAAAAGGCGUCACUCCCAGGCGUAGCCCCUCAUCCAUUUCAACCAAAGAGCCCUUCGAGAAGCGGUUCCAUAUCGACGUUAGCGCAAAAUCCUCAUCGUUCCACGCGUAGUUUGGACAGCAUACCGGAGGGGAACGGGAACCGAAUUAUUCCAAGUAAUGGUAAUACAAAUGAGGCGAAAAAAGACUCGCCAAAUUUUUUACCGAGCCAACAGAGACCUACCAUAAUAUCACCACCUAUACUUACUCCAGGCGGGUCCAAAAAAUUGCCACCGCUACUUCUCUCUCCCUCUAUUCUGUAUCAGGCAAACUCAACGUCAAACCCAAUUCCAAACUCACAUUCAGCCUCAACUUCGAAUUCGAAUCCCAGUGCCUUUAGCGCUUCUUCUGCUUCUGGAUCCAUGUACCCGAACAGCUCAUCUCCUUCAGGCUCUUCAUUAAUACACCAACCUCGAAACCAUAAUGCUACAGCCAGCACUACCAGUAACGGCUUCCCUACGAAUGAUUCACAAAUGCCCGGUUUCUUGUUAAACUUAUCCAAAUCCGGAUUAACACCUAAUGAAUCUAACAUAAGGACUGGGUUGACACCUGGUAUCCUCACACAAUCAUACAACUAUCCCGUCCUCCCUUCAAUCAACAAAAAUACUGUUACAAAUGGUAAAACUACCAACAAAAGUAUCACUGCCAAUGGGAAUACUGAAAACCACGCUCACAUUAAUAUAAUGCAUCCAACUGUAAAUGGUACACCAAUCACACCAGGACUGAGUUCUUUGUUAAAUCUACCAUCUGCUGGCAUUUUGACGAAUCCAAUAUUCAAAUCGACACCAUCGACAAUUAUUACAGAUGCGACCGCUAAUACCAAUGCCGGAAAUAGCAACAUCUCCCCAAACACAUCGAAAGCCGCGGUGAAAAUGGAUAAUCCAGCAGUAAUCAACGGCAUCGAGCAGCCUACCCUUAAUCACAACGAAAAUGAACAUUCGACAACUCAACUUGAGAAUAAUGAUCCAUUAUUUACUACAAAGACACGAAAAAGGAAAAGAAGAAUGUCUAGCAUGAGUCCAACUUCCAAAGUCCCGAGAAAGAGCUCUGUAUCGAGAAAGAGCUCUACCGUUACGGCUUUGACAGCGCCAAAAGACGGUGUCGAUAGUAACGAAAAUUCAAACAAUGUAAUAAUUGAUGAGACAGAAGAACAAGAAAAGAAAAGAAAGGAAUUUUUGGAAAGGAAUAGAGUAGCUGCAUCCAAAUUCAGGAAAAGGAAGAAGGAAUAUAUCAAAAAAAUCGAAAGUGAUAUACAGUUUUAUGAAUCGGAAUAUGAUGAUCUCACCCAUGCUGUUGGGAAAUUUUGCGGGAUAGUACCUUCAAGUGCUUCAAGUUCUCAAUUUAGUAUGAAUAUGUCCACCCCAUCGUCUUCAUCAUCGCCAACAUCUACAUCUUUAUUAGCACUGCUAGAAAAUAGCAUUUCAAGAAAUGACUUUUCAAGUGCCAUGUCAAUAUUAUCAAACAUGAAACAAGUUAUAUACGAAACUAAUUUUUACCAAAGAGGGGGCAAAAAUCCAAGAGACGACAUGGAAGAUCAAGAUGAUCAGAGCAGCUUCAAUAAGGACAUUACUACUGUUAAGAAUGAAAACGCAGGAUAUCCCUCCAUUAACUCAAGACCGAUAAUCUUGGACAAAAAAUACCCGCUGAACUCUGUACCAAAUAUCAGCAAAAGCAACACAAUCAUCAACAAUGCGGGACAGACUACACAGACUGCGCAGAGUAUAAUCAAUUCAUGUUAUUCAGUUCCUAAUACAUUGGUAAUAAAUGCAAACCCUGAUACUCAUGAUGCUAAUAAUGGCCAUGAUGUAUUAUCCACACUACCUCACAAUAAUUGA